UCAUCUGCAGGAAUAACCUUUGGUAAUACUAGCCCAUCUGCUAGCACUGGAUCCAGUACAAACUCUGCGGGAACCAGCAUAAGCUCCACAGCUGUAACCAGCGUGAACUCUGGGACCAGCACAGCUGCCAGCACUAGGUCCAGUGUGAUCUCCGGUGGGAGCAGCACAGCUUCUGACACCGCAGCCACCUGGACCCCUAGUGGGGCCAGCACAACCUCCAACACUGCGUCCAGUGUGACUGCUAGUGGAAGCGGCGCAGUCGACAACAGUGGACCCGGUGUGACCUCCGACACGGCCUCCAGUGCAGUCUCUAGUGGGACUAGCACAAUUGCCAACACAGCACCCACUGGGACCUCGGGUGAGACUGUCACAACCUCCAGCUCUGGACCCAGUGUAACCCCCACUGGCUCUGGCACACCCACGUCAGUCGGAACGUGCACAACUUCCAGCAGGGCCAGCGCGAGUGCGGCCCCUCCAGCAGAGGGGGGGACGCCCGGUGGGUCCCUGAAGCCGUGGGAAAUCUUCCUCAUCACCCUGGCCUCGGUUGUAGUGGCCGUGGGGCUCUUUGCCGGGCUCUUCUUUUGUGUGAGAAAUUUCCUGUCCCUGAGAAACAGCUUUGACAGAGCUCUCUACCGCCCCCAUAGCGCCUACGUUGGCCCAGGCCCUCCGGGAAACCGUAGGCCCAAGGGGCUCUGGGGGAGAGCAGCAGCCUCAGAGGCCAUGGAGAUGAGUGGGCCCCCGAGUGGCCCUUGAAGCUGGAGUGCCAGGUCCUUCGGGCGGGAAGCCAGCAGGGACCAGGGACCCGCGCGGCCUCUCGUUCCUCUCAGCUUUGCGUGGGCCUCUGACAUCCCUGAAAAAGGUGCUUCUUGCCCUCCCACGCUUUCAGUAAAGGAAAAGAGGGUGAUACAUUGGUCAUUUACCUAAGAAAUAAAUACACCCCACAUGUGACAGAGCGCCCGUGUGUACACAUGAGUAGGUGUCAGCAGCUGCUGAGUUGAUUUUCUUAAUUAGGCGAGAACUUCCAUGCUGGAAUCCACUUGGCAUUCAAAGUCUCCACAGUAAAAUCCAGGGACCUUAUGAACAACUGUGUGUCCCUGUUAUCUAGUCCUCUUGCCCCAGGCAGGGCCGCUGUGUCCCCGAGACUCAUGCAAGCUGACAGGAGCGCUGAACUGAGAGGGAUGAGGCGGGAAGGUGGGCAGCAACAUCAGUGCACACGGACUGGAUUGUGUCACGCCACGAACCCGGGGCGGGACGACGUGGCAAAGGUAUAAUCACGUGUGCUGGGGGCGGGGCACGGGAAGGGGCACUCAAAGCCACGGUGCCCAGGCGCGUCCAGGGGCUCCAGGACAGGGCCUUGUCAGGGUGAGGGCGCCGGCUGACCUCAUCUGAGUGCCGGCCUGAGAAGCAGACAGAAAGUGCUUCACGUUUUCCCAAGGGAAAAGCUUUCAACCUGCUAAGAUCCAACCCUGGAGACACCUUCGGGGAAAUGAGAUUCUCGUAAAUCCCCUCCCAGAAAGGCCAAUGUCCCUCUCACAGGCAGAGGGCAGAAGACUCUGGGCCUCCAGGUCUUGGAAGACAGAGGGCCCUGCUCUGGCAGCCAAGUUGCUCUGAAACCGCAGGGGGGGUGGGAGGGCCCCUGCCCAGGGCGGAACCCUCAGAAGAGAACUCGAGUGUCGGUGGGUUCACCCCAAGUCACAGCAGCGGAAACCGCUCCAUGUCCCCUACCACGGGCCAGCGGACCGAACAGGUGAGUGCUGCCUUGAGACCUUGCUGAGCCGCACGCAGGCAGCAGUCUCCAGCAGCGCCGUCUCACUGUAAGCAACCAGCAGCCCGGAGGGGGCCAAAGUGAACUCCCCGAAAGGUGCCUCACCUCCCACUGUAGGAAAUAGGGCAGCAUUGUGUGAAAAACGUGAAAAUAAGUAAGAUCAGGCAGGGGGCUCCAGUCAGACCAUUAAAAAAUGUAAAACGUGAGCCUCCAAGGUUAAAAUUUUAAUGGACAAAUCGAAAAAUGCUCGCCGCUGCUGAGAACAACAUUAGCACCUAAUCUUGGACAGCGAGUGGGAAAAUAGCUCAAUUAACGCAACAAGACGGGGUGAAAAUCACCCAGAAAAUACACGACAAAUGGAACACAGAUCCAGAGGACUAACUUACAAGUAGCAAGGUUUGAAACAUGAGGACAAAAAUAAGAGAUGAAGGAAAAUUAAAACAAUAGAGAGGAAAAGGGCUCACCAAAUACAACUGGAAAUAUACUGAAAACCACUGAUUUAUACACCUCACACAGGUGAGCUGUAUGCAUAUAUUAAUCUCCGUGAACCUGCUAAGCUAUCACGUGAAUAACAGUCGGGUCUCCAAAUAUAACAACAAAUGACUGGAAGGAAGGAAGGGCCCUUUGACAGAGGAGGGUGGCGAGGGAGGAGCCCCAGGCGAGCGACUCUGUGUGCGGCUUGUUCCUGUGACUGUGAUUGACCCUCCCGUGACUCCCAGCACCUGGGGUGCAUGGAGUUUAGAGCAGAUGUCCCCGACUUCACCUACGCCUUCGUCCUGACGGCGCCCCAGCCACCAAGCACGCUGACUGGAGCAAAAGCCCAGGAAACCGCCGGUUGGGGGGGCCGGCCUGUCAGACCUUCGUGCUGUGGGGUUCACAGUGCGCUUCAUGGCUCUGUGACCCACUCUCAGAGGUCCACGGAGGCUUUCUAGGGUUCUAUGCCGCUGUGGGCUGUUUCACAGGCAUCAUUUCCCAGAUCUUCAACUUCUCUGCAUAUUUUUUUUGCUUAAAAGUGAUCGCAGGGGACCUCUGAGGUCAGCCCAUCAAGCCAGCCCUACUUUUACGACUCUGCUUUACAGUCUCCCACUACUUUUAAUGGUGCUGGGUCAGACGGCGGGACCUCUGCGUGCUGUCCAGUGCUCUACCCACUGAGCUAUACACAAGCCCAGGCCUCCGAUAUUUUCUUUCUAAUCCCUGUCUCAUUAAGGACGUCUCUGAGCUACAGAAAAACAUCAGAGUGUCAAGCAGAGAGACAACUCUAAAGCCUCCUCUAACCUAGGCAUCGUACACCCAGAGAAGAGCUUUUUAAAAACUGGCUUUUCAUUAGCACAUAUUAACUGCAGAUUGCGGUGUUUCACUGGGACGUUUAUAUAACAUACUUCAACUGCAUCCACCUAUGACACGCCCUUGCCACACCCGCCUGGCCCACUCCCUCUUUUCUGUGUCCCUUCCACUCUGUGUCCUCUUUCCUCACUGAGAUUCCACAUGUGAGAAAAAAUAGGUGGUGUUCCCACUCUGACUUACUUUGCUAUUUCAUGUAACAUGAUGUAGUGGAUUGAUAACUGGUGGUCAGCUUAUAACCCCCAGCUGAACUGAGUAAGCGUGGUACUGGGUGUGGGAGG
Chinchilla lanigera (long-tailed chinchilla) is the source of this 3387-nucleotide messenger RNA. It is a transcript of the gene Muc21, whose product is annotated as mucin 21, cell surface associated. The annotation marks the transcript as partial. The record is from RefSeq and is a predicted model, not a curated record. NCBI's taxonomy places the organism in Eukaryota, Metazoa, Chordata, Mammalia, Rodentia, Chinchillidae. The transcript is spliced from 2 exons.